CGCUUGGAAACAACGACGCGAACACAGCAGCCAGCAGCACAACCGAAACACAAGACAAGCAAGCGAGCAAGGAGACGAUGAGUGGCAACGGCGGUGAUGGCGAUGUGCUGUCGACGUCCAUGAACGCAACGCACAGCACGACGCCUGAAGGUGCCUUCAUGCGCGUGCUGCAGGUCAACGUGUCCCGCGUCUGCAACGUCGCCACAACCCGCGAGGAAGGUGCAUGGGUCACGUUCACCGUCGAUUUCGACGGCAACACCGCGCAAAGCUCAGAAGCGCUGCAACCUGCGGGCGAGGUGCCGCUGAACUACGAGUGCACGUUUGAUGUUGUCACAGAGACGGCGACCGACGUGGAGAGAAUGGUGAACUCCACCAUCAACUUCACCGUCACAGAACACAUCAAGGAGAAGAAGAAGAAGCACGAGACAACCACCCGCCUGGGCGCGUUCAGCGUGGACGCACUGCCGCUGCUGCUGGGCAAAGACGUCGUGCAAGGCACAUACCAGCUCAACCUUGCGCCAAACAUUUCCCUUCCUGAGACCAUGUCCUUUGAUGUCGCUGUCAGCGCCCCUCGCCCGCUCAUGAGCGAGCACCAAAUCAACGAGAUCAACAUCCUCACCUGCACCGUUCAGAGCGUGUCCAAGCUGCCCCAACAGCUGCUGCACACCACCACCGCGUCCACGUUCUCGCUGCGCGUGGGCGAGGUUGAUGGCCCGCUCAACAUUGAGUUUGCUGACGGGCAGGCCGUGGCUGUGCCUGAAGAAAACGAGGAUUCGGUGGCGUUUGAAGUGGACAACACAGACGUGAGCGCCCCGCUCACAACAGACAACACACACAUUAACUUCCCAUCACAGCGCCAUCGCAUCUGCCUCGACCACGAACAGCAGCAGAGGAUGAUCGAAUACAUUUCCCGAAACCGGUCCUGCCCAGUCUCCUUUUCCCGCGCAGCAGCAACGACCGGCAAGUCGAAGAGCAAAGUCGACGAUGACGUCCCGACGCAGCGCGGCGUCGCCGAUCUGCAGUUGACACAUCUGCUGUAUCCGGGCGUCAUCACCGCCACGCUCGGCACCAAAUUCACCGCCGUCCCCGAACCGCAACUCGACGAAUCGACGCUGCUGCUGGAUGAUGCGAAGAAGUCGAAAUCAAAGAAAGCGCCAACGCCCGCCGUCACAGACACCGCCCCACCCGAGGGCCAGGUGUUUGAGGAUGCGGGGACGUUUGUGGUGCUGUCGUUUGAGUUCACGCGUCCCCUGAUCCGCCAGCGAUCGCCAUCAGCAAUCGCCGCUCGCGUGUCGUCGCUCAUUCCCCCGCGCGACGUCCGCCCCUCUCCGCUCGUCACCGCACAGCAGGCGCUGGACGGGUACAAGUCGCGUGUUGCGGCGAUUGCAAACGACCUCGUCUCGCAGCUCAGGGCCGCACAGCAGGCCGACAGUACCCUCUCCCAGGCAGACGUGAAACAGCGGGUGCUCUAUGACCUCAACACGAACGGCAAAUACGAGGCCUUCAAGGAGCAGCUCAAGCAGACUGUCAUGACCCUCGUCAGAGAAAAGUUCGCAACUGUCAACGAGCUGCACAGUGCGCAGGGGCGACAGGAGUUCCUAAGCAAGUUGUACGUGUAUUUGACGACCCAAAUGCACGCCACGCUCAAUCGGGAGUUCUCGUUCAACCGCCCGUCGUCCGCGGGCGCCGUGGAUGUCCCCAUGGAACACGUCAUGCAGUUUGCACGCGAGAGCGAGGGUUUGCUGAAUCUUGACAAGGCGCAGGCGCUGUGGGACGAGUGCACGCAGCGGUUUUCAAACGACGCACAGUGCUGGUUUGAGUACGCAGCUUUCUCAACACGCGUCGGCGACACAUCAAAGGCUGAGGAGUGUCUCCGCCGGGCCGUGAGCAUCGACCAGCGCCACGCGCAGUCGCUCGCUCUCCUCGGCCUCAUCGCCGUACUCGACGGCCGCGCACACGAGGGUUUGGAUCUGCUUGAGGCGGCCACGUCCAUCGAUGACUCAUCAGAGCUCAUGUGGACCCUCCGCUAUCUCGCCGUCCAACACGCCAACCCGGACGAUGUUGCUGCGGAUCUGCAUCUCGACACGGCCAUGAAGAACUCCAUGCCGCGUGCCGGGCACUACACGUCGUGUCUCCUCCUCGCUGCAGACUUCCUCGCCUCCAUGGGGCUCCCCGUCCUCGCACAGAGUGCGGUUGCGGGCCACAUUGCGAUGGACGGGGUGUGCAUUGGGACGCGUCUGAUCGAGGCACGCCUCGACAUCAUGGACCCCAUGUCAGACUCAUCAAAGGCGCAGCAGCUGCUUGACGCGUGUCUGUCGGACCAAUUCGACGAUGCGGACCUGUGGGCGUGGCUCGGGCACACGCAGUACCCGCACCAUCCCGACACAGCGCGCUCCCACUACGAGCAUGCGCUUGCACUCGAAGGCACGACGGGUGAGGAGGACAUUGUGCGGCUGCGGCUCGGACGCAUCUAUCUUGCAGAGGACGACUUUGCACUCGCCAAGGACAUGUACCUCAGGACGUGCAACCAGCGCCCGUCGAGCCUGGCAUGGCUGGGUCUUGGCGUCGCCUGCUAUCGUCUCGGCCAACUGGAGGACGCCGAAGACGCGUUGGCAGAGGCCAACAUGUACGACCCGCGCAACCCAACGGUGUGGGCGUAUCUGUGUCUGAUCUGUCUUCGCACGGGACGCGGGCUGGAGGCAGAGCAGUGCUUCAAGUUCGCCACAAAACACAACCUCACAGACACAAGCCUCAAGCAGGAAAUCGAGCUUGAGAUGCAGGAACUCGGCGUGGAGCCAGCACUCGUGGCAUGAACCCACACAACCAUUAUGCCUGUUGCGUCUGCCCAACUGUUGUUCUGUUGUUCUGUUGCUGUUGCUGUUGUACAUACGAUUGCACCACCACCACCACCACCACCACCAUCACGCCCCCGCCGCUGUGUCAGCUGCCACCUGCUGCAAGCAAUGGAUAAAUGGCCACAACCUCCUCAUCCGUUCGCG
Messenger RNA from Salpingoeca rosetta, 2999 nucleotides. RefSeq lists its product as uncharacterized. The transcript has 20 exons. Gene Ontology annotation, cellular component: motile cilium; extracellular exosome. Gene Ontology annotation, molecular function: protein binding. The coding region runs from base 78 to 2813 and encodes 911 amino acids. Gene Ontology annotation, biological process: cilium assembly; cilium movement. NCBI's taxonomy places the organism in Eukaryota, Choanoflagellata, Craspedida, Salpingoecidae. The record is from RefSeq and is a predicted model, not a curated record.